GGCCGAACACCGCUAUCACAAGCUGCAUCAAAGGGGCACGAGUCGAUUGUGAAAAUGUUACUAUACACGGGAAAGGUUGACGUCGAUUCGAAGGAUAAAUAUAGCCGGACACCGCUAUCAUAUGCCGUAUCGAUAGGAUGUGAUUCAGUUGUCGAGCUGCUACUAGAUACGGGAAAGGUCGAAAUUGAUUCGAGAGAUAACUAUGGCAGAACACCGCUAUCACAGGCUAUCUCUAGGGGCUAUACAUCUAUUGUCUGGCUGCUGUUGGAACAACAAAAGGCCAAAAUCAAUUCAUAA
This is a messenger RNA of Trichoderma asperellum CBS 433.97, 297 nucleotides long. RefSeq lists its product as uncharacterized. Gene Ontology annotation, molecular function: protein binding. Lineage: Eukaryota; Fungi; Ascomycota; Sordariomycetes; Hypocreales; Hypocreaceae. The record is from RefSeq and is a predicted model, not a curated record.